Molecule: messenger RNA, 2061 nt
Organism: Neolamprologus brichardi
Lineage: Eukaryota; Metazoa; Chordata; Actinopteri; Cichliformes; Cichlidae
Gene: shcbp1
Product: SHC SH2-domain binding protein 1
Biological process (GO): fibroblast growth factor receptor signaling pathway
Source: RefSeq, a predicted model, not a curated record
GGCAACGACGCGUCAGACGUGGUCGUGGUUAAUCUGGACUUUGGUAACGGAGACACGGACGACGGCCCGGCCGAUAAAGGCUACGGCGGGGCGGAUAUAAGUCGAGCCUUAUUUAAAAACGAGGAGGAGAAGAAAGAUGAAGAUGGCAGUGAUGACGACAGUGGGACAUACUACUACAACACUGAAGCGUCGGGGACGCGGCUGCAGAGACGUGAGCCGCCUUCAGGUUCACGUCUUCCUGACACGCUCCAGACCAGCCACCUGCUGCUCUACGAGAGGUUCAAGGCCUACCAGGACUACAUGCUCGGAGACUGUAAGCCUUCAGAGGUGAAGGACUUCACAGCAGACUACCUGGAGAAGACGGUGGAGCCGUGUGAUUGGUUGGCUCUUUGGUCCACUGAUAUCUUUGAUGUUCUGGUGGAGGUGCGCGAUGUGGAGGUGAAGGACCUGAAGGCCCGUGUGAGGCUGGUGCUGCCUCUGCAGUGUGAUACCAGAGGCUGUGAGCUCGACGAAGAGGCCACGACGUCUCUUCUGGAGGCCACUCAGCACAAAGUGCCCCUGCAGCAGCUGCAGGUGGUCCACGAGGAGUCUGGGGACAUGGAUCAGACUGCCCUUGCCCUCGAGCAUGUAAGGUUUUUCUAUAAACACAUCUGGAGGGAGUGGGAUGAGGAAGAGGAGGAUGAUGACUUUGACUACUUUGUCCGCUGUGUGGAACCCCGGAUACGCCUCUACUACGACAUGUUGGAGGACAGAGUCCCAGCAGGCCUGGUGGCAGAGUACCAGUCCUUACUGGAGAAGUGUUCCCAGUGCUUCCAGCAGUUCUCCGCGUUGCGCAGUGGCCUCAGUGCCGACUCGGACUCGGAGCUCGACAACGUGUCCAUGGUAGAGGGCCUGAAGCUCUGUGACCAGCUGGAGACCUUCAAACGCAAGCUGCGCAUCAUUGAGAACCCCCUGCUGAGAUACGUGCUGGCCUAUAAAGGAAAUACGAGGCAGCAGUGUGUGCAGAGCAGAGGACCUCGAGCGUCAGGCGCAAAGGUGGUUCAUGUGGUUACAGCGUCCUGCAGCACCGUCCAGCUGCAGUCCCUGCUCAGCGCCAGACUCGUACCUCUAUGCUCAUCUGAAGACACUGAAAUCCAGUUCCACAGAGAGCCGGGAUCAGCCGUGGAUUCGUGCUAUCAGGGCGACUUGGUGAUUGUUCUCCCAGGAAUCUACAGCGUCAGCAGCUCCAUCUUCAUACCAGACUCCAUCACCAUAGAAGGCUUUGGGUUUCCUGAUGAAGUGGUGAUUGAGAAGAAAAGCAGAGGGGACUCCUUCGUGGAGUCUACAGGCGCUGAUGUCAGACUCUCCAACAUCAAGUUCAUCCAGCACGAUGCCAUUGAAGGCGUUCUGUGUGUGCGUCAGGGGACUCUGAAUAUGGAGAACUGUGUGCUGCAGUGUGACACCACUGGAGUCAUCGUGAGAACAUCUGCCCGUCUCACCAUGAACAUGUGCGACCUGUACGGCUCCAAGGGGGCAGGUGUGGAGAUUUACCCCGGCAGCGUCUGCAGCCUUGUUGGUAACGGCAUCCAUCACUGUAAGGACGGGAUCCUCAUCAAGGACUUUGCUGAUCAGAUGGAUGCGAUGCCCUCCAUCACCAUGGAGAACAAUGUGAUCCACAACAAUGAAGGCUACGGCGUGAUUCUGGUGAAACCCAGCAGUGGGGAGGAGCCCAGCAUCCCUGUGAGCAGAGGUGAAGAGCACCCACACACACAGGAGGAGAAGCAGGGAGGAUCUUUAGACCGUCACUUGAUCUCCACCUCAUCUUCAACACCACCUGUCGACACCACGUCCACCAGCAGCUCCUCGCUACCUCUCUUGGCUGCGUCUGCUAAGAACAGCGCAGACGGGGAUGCGGCUGCGUCUGCAGGCAGGAAGUGGCAGUUUAGCCGUCAGCUAAGCAGGAACGUGGAGAUGUCCAGCCGAGCUGUUGAGGAUCUGAAAGACCACCAAGUCUUUGUGUCCUUUCAAGGAAACCAGUUCAAGCGCAACGGCGUGGGCGAUUUUGGCACCUUCUGCUACUGA